This is a messenger RNA of Neltuma alba, 2279 nucleotides long. Its product is annotated as putative pentatricopeptide repeat-containing protein At1g68930. Bases 48 to 2279 code for a protein of 743 amino acids. NCBI's taxonomy places the organism in Eukaryota, Viridiplantae, Streptophyta, Magnoliopsida, Fabales, Fabaceae. Gene Ontology annotation, biological process: RNA modification. The transcript has a single exon. Gene Ontology annotation, molecular function: protein binding; zinc ion binding; RNA binding. The record is from RefSeq and is a predicted model, not a curated record.
UAGUUUAUAUCAGACUUCAUUUCGCAACAGGAUUGUUCAAAAGAAAUAUGUCAUCGUCUUCUUCUAACUACUACUGCGCAUUGCUGAAACAUUGUUGCGAAGUCCGGAACCACAUCCAGGCAAAGAAGCUCCAUUGCUACAUAAUCAGAACAUUGAGAACCCCGGAAACCUUUCUGUUAAACAAUCUCAUUAGUACCUAUGGUAAGCUCGGCAACAACGUCUACGCGCAGCGAGUGUUUGAUCAAAUGCCUGAGCCAAAUCUCUUCUCAUGGAAUUCUAUCCUUUCGACUUUUUCCAAAUCAGGUAAAAUUGCUGAGAUGGUAGCUGUUUUCAAUAGAAUGCCAAUCCGAGAUGUUGUGUCAUGGAAUUCGCUUAUUUCUGGUUAUGCUGGCAUUUCCAUUGUUAAUUCAGUGAAGGCUUAUAAUUUAAUGUUAAAGGAAGGAUCCAAUAAUUUAACUCGCAUUACCUUCUCUACAAUGCUUAUACUUGCAUCGAGCCAUGGGUGUGUUAAUUUGGGACGUCAGAUUCAUGGGCAUAUUGUGAAGUUUGGUUUUCAGUCCUAUGUUUUUGUUGGAAGCCCUUUGGUGGAUAUGUAUUCAAAAACAGGCUUCAUUUCUGAUGCAAGGCAGGCUUUUGAGGAGAUGCCUGAGAAGAAUGUGGUUAUGUUUAAUACUAUGCUAACAGGGCUGCUACGAUAUGGUAUGAUUGGAGAUUCAUGGCAUUUAUUUUAUGAUAUGCGGGAAAAAGAUUCUAUUUCUUGGACGACAAUGAUCACAGGCUUCGCCCAAAAUGGUUUGAAUAAAGAAGCAAUUGAUUUAUUCAGAGAGAUGAGAUUGGAAAAUUUAGGUAUGGAUCAAUACACAUUUGGAAGUGUAUUGACCGCUUGUGGAGGUCUUCUCGCCUUGCAAGAAGGCAAGCAAGUUCAUGCAUAUAUAAUUAGAACUGACUAUAAGGAUAAUAUAUUUGUAGGUAGUGCUCUUGUUGAUAUGUAUUGCAAGUGUAAUAGCAUAAGAUCAGCAGAAACAGUUUUCAAGAAGAUGGCCUUUAAGAAUGUUGUGUCCUGGACUGCAAUGUUGGUGGGUUAUGGACAAAAUGGUUACAGUGAAGAAGCCGUUAAAGUCUUCUGUGAUAUGCAAAAAGAUGGAGUCAAGCCAGACGAUUUCACUCUUGGAAGUGUAAUUAGUUCGUGUGCCAACCUUGCAAGCAUAGAAGAGGGUGCCCAAUUUCAUGGCAGAGCUCUGGUUACUGGUCUACUUUCCUUUAUUACUGUUUCCAACGCUCUUGUUACAUUAUAUGGAAAGUGUGGAAGCGUUGAAGACUCCCAUAGGCUUUUUAAUGAAAUGAGUGUCAGGGAUGCAGUCUCAUGGACUGCCCUGGUUUCUGGAUAUGCCAAAUUUGGUAAAGCCAAUGAAACAAUCAGGUUAUUUGAAAGCAUGUUAGCCCAUGGUUUGAAACCUGAUGGAGUUACUUUUAUUGGGGUUCUUUCGGCUUGCAGUAGAGCAGGAUUAGUAGAGAAAGGUAAACAAAUAUUCCAAUCAAUGAUUAAAGAAUACAGGAUUGUCCCAAUUCAUGAUCAUUAUAGUUGCAUGAUUGACCUUUACAGUCGAGCUGGGAAGUUAGAGGAAGCUCAAACUUUUGUAAACCAGAUGCCUUUCAGUCCUGAUGCAAUUGGUUGGGCAACCUUAUUGAGCUCUUGCAGAUUCUAUGGGAACAUGGAAAUUGGAAAAUGGGCGGCUGAAUCACUUCUGGAGUUGGAGCCACAUAAUACUGCUAGCUACAUCUUGCUUUCAAGCAUCUACGCUGCAAAAGGAAAAUGGGCAGAAGUUGCCAAACUGAGAAAAGGAAUGAGGGACAAGGGACUGAGAAAGGAACAAGGAUGUAGCUGGAUCAAAUAUAAGAACAGAGUGCACAUUUUCUCUGCUGAUGACUGGUCAAAUCCAUUUUCAAAUCAGAUAUAUUCUGAGCUUGAAAAACUGAAUUACAAAAUGCUGAAGGAGGGAUAUGUGCCUGAUAUGAACUCUGUUCUUCAUGAUGUUGAGGAUUCAGAGAAAAUUAAGAUGCUUAAUCACCACAGUGAAAAGCUUGCAAUUGCCUUUGGGUUGAUAUUUAUUCCUCCUAAUCUUCCCAUACGUGUGGUAAAAAAUCUGAGGGUUUGUGGGGAUUGCCACAAUGCCACCAAGUAUAUAUCUAAGAUCACCCAGCGGGAAAUUCUUGUGAGGGAUGCUGCUCGGUUCCACUUGUUUAAAGACGGAACCUGCUCAUGUGGAGAUUUCUGGUGA